Archocentrus centrarchus (flier cichlid) is the source of this 2419-nucleotide messenger RNA. It is a transcript of the gene ampd3a, whose product is annotated as adenosine monophosphate deaminase 3a. The transcript has 15 exons. Gene Ontology annotation, cellular component: cytosol. NCBI's taxonomy places the organism in Eukaryota, Metazoa, Chordata, Actinopteri, Cichliformes, Cichlidae. Gene Ontology annotation, molecular function: AMP deaminase activity. Bases 1 to 2298 code for a protein of 765 amino acids. The record is from RefSeq and is a predicted model, not a curated record. Gene Ontology annotation, biological process: IMP salvage; AMP metabolic process.
AUGGCGUGGAAAGGUGAACGGCCAGACAUGUCUCGUCAAUUCCUAAAGGUGAAUCUGAGUGAGGUGGAGGAGGAGACGCAGCUGCUAGCAGAGAAAGUAUAUGCAUCAGCACUAAAAGAAGAAGAAAACAAAAAUGCUUUGUCAAUGUUCACGAUGCCCGAAGACUGCCCAAUUGGCCUCCAGCAAGCCAAAGACCAUGAACUGCUUAAGGAGCUGGCAGAGCAGCAGUCGGAGGAGACUGUUAAGAGGAAGAACAGCCUGAAGAUGAUUCGCUCCAAGUCCCUGCAGAUCCCAGCCAAUUCAGACUGGGCACGCAUAGUGACACCAUUCAUUUCCCCCAGCUCCACCUGCUCGUCUGUGCAAGAGAACUGCCCUGAUUAUCAGAGGGUUACUAUUAGUGGGGAUUACUGUGCUGGUAUCACGCUGGACGACUACGAUCAGGCGGCGAAAAAUCUGUGUAAAGCACUGCUUCUGCGAGAGAAAUACUCAAAGCUAGCCUAUCACAGAUUCUGUAGAACGACAAGCAAGUUCCUAUGCAGUGCUCAGAACAAGAGCUGGUGUGAAGAAGGUGAAAUCCUGCCAGACGUGUGCCCAUGUCUAGAAGCUGGGGAGGAUCCCUACUGCAUGGACAACAUCCCCGAGAACCUGAACUAUGCACUGAAGAUGAAGGAUGGGAUAGUGUAUGUGUAUGAUAAUGAAGAGGCUCUCAAACACAACCAGCCCCAUGAUCUUCCUUACCCAGACUUGGAGACAUUUGCUAUAGAGCUGAGUCAUGUGCUUGCCAUGACUGCAGAUGGGCCUACGAAAACCUACUGCCAUAGAAGACUAAAUUUCUUGAGUUCAAAGUUCAACCUCCAUGAGAUGCUCAAUGAGAUGGCUGAGCUCAAGGAACUAAAAUGUGUCCCUCACAGAGAUUUCUACAAUGUUAGGAAGGUGGACACACACAUUCAUGCAGCUGCAUGCAUGUCUCAGAAACACCUGCUCACUUUCAUCCAGAAAACAUAUCAGACUGAUGCAGACCGUGUAGUUUUAGAAAAGGAUGGACAAAAAAUGACUCUCAAACAGGUUUUCCAGCACAUCAACAAAGACCCCUAUGACCUUACCGUGGACUCUCUGGAUGUGCAUGCUGGGAGACAAACCUUCCACCGCUUUGAUAAGUUCAAUGCGAAGUAUAACCCAGUGGGAGCCAGUGAGCUUCGCGAAAUCUUCCUGAAAACAGACAAUGUUGUUAAUGGAGAGUAUUUUGCUUGCAUCAUAAAGGAGGUGGCCCAUGACCUGGAGGAGAGCAAGUAUCAGCAUGCAGAGCCACGCCUGUCCAUCUAUGGAAGCUCUCCUGGCGAGUGGUACAGUCUGUCCAAGUGGUUUAUUGAUCACAAACUGUACUCUCCAAACAUGAGGUGGAUGAUUCAAGUACCCAGAAUAUAUGAUAUUUUCAGGUCGAGGAAGCUGAUACCCAAUUUUUCCAAGAUGCUGGAGAACGUAUUCCUUCCUCUAUUUGAGGCUACAGUUAACCCGCAGAAGCACAAAGAAGUUCAUGUUUUCCUCAAAUAUGUGUCCGGCUUUGACAGUGUGGACGAUGAGUCCAAACACGGUGAUCACAUGUUCUCCUUCAGGAGCCCCAAACCAGAACAGUGGACUUCAAAUGAAAAUCCCCCAUACAGCUACUACGUCUUCCACAUGUAUGCAAACAUCAUAGUCCUCAACAACCUCAGAAAAGAGCGUGGACUGAACACCUUCCAGUUCCGUCCCCAUUGUGGAGAAACUGGAUCGCUCACUCAUCUGGUCUCUGCAUUUCUCACUGCUGACAACAUCUCACAUGGACUCAACCUGAGGAAGAGCCCAGUCCUGCAGUACCUGUACUACCUGGCCCAGGUGCCAAUUGCAAUGUCUCCACUCAGCAACAAUGGUCUGUUCCUGGAAUACUCCAAAAGCCCUCUGAAAGACUUCCUGCACAAAGGUCUGUGUGUGUCCCUGUCCACUGACGAUCCCAUGCUGUUCCACUACACCAAGGAACCACUGAUGGAGGAAUAUGCUAUAGCAGCCCAGCUGUGGAAGUUCAGCACCUGUGAUGUGUGUGAAAUAGCUAGGAACAGUGUGCUGCAGAGUGGAUUUUCUCACCAGGACAAGAAGCGCUUCCUUGGAGAGAACUAUCUGAAAGAUGGACCUGAAGGAAACGAUAUCCAUAAGACCAACGUUGCCCAGGUCCGCAUGGCCUACAGAUACGAAACACUGUGCAAUGAGCUCAGCUUCAUUGUUGAUGCAGUGAAGUCUGAAUCCAUGAAUUUCCACACUGAGUAAAGGGGAAUUCAUAUUUGACACUAUCCGAGCAUGAUGUGCUCUAAGACAUCUAUUUAACUUUGUUUUGUAAAAAGUACCCCCGGGUGACUGUGAGAGAAUAAAAUUCAAUAAAACUGAAACU